AGCACAACUGUUGCGGCGCAGCAGCGGCGGCGGCAGUGGUGCUGACAUUGGGACAGCGGUGGCAGCACAGCGGUGGCAGCAAGAGCUGCGGGACUGGCAGAGGGCAAGGCACCAUGGCCCUUGCUCUGCGCCUCUUCCUCCUGCUCCUCCUGGCAGUGGCCCUGCCUGCCAGGGCUGCCCAGGCAGCUCCGUGGCCAGCGCGGGGAGCAGGUCUACCAACAGUCCACACACAUGACACAGGAGAAAAGAAAUUGCGGGAGGCCGAUAGACUUCUGGACAAGAUGCUGAGCGACCUGGAGAGACGCCUUGCAAUGAAAGGAAAGACUGUGCUGAAGGCUCUGUUUGCCCGAGGAAGCAGUGGUUCUGUUCCAGCCUCUGCUGCAGGAAGGGAGGCGAUGCCAGGCACAGUCACAGGAGAUGAGCGUGAGGGCUCUCAAGUAGCUCGGCUUCAUGAAGAUUUGCAGCCUCUGGAGCAACCUGCAGGUUCCCUGAGAAGGAAGAAGAAACCAACAGGAAACAGUGAGAUCCAGGAUGACUCCAAUCUUCUGGACCAGAUGCUGAGUGAUCUGGAGAUAAGCCGUGAGAUUGAGAAGAGACUGGGCUGGUGGCUCCGAUUCCCAGAGGAAGCAGUGGCUCUGUGCCAGUCUCUGCUGCAGGAAGGGAGUCGAUGCCAGGCACAGUCACAGGAGGUCCUCCUGGUUGGAACAACCCGGACAUAGGAGACAAGAAAUUGCAGGAGGCCGACAGACUUCUGGACAAGAUGCUGAGCGACCUGGAGAGACGCCAUGGGAUUAACAGAAAGCCCCUAUGGACGGCAGCAUUUCCUGAAGGAAGGAAGGCAAAGCCAGGCACAGGCACAGGCACAACAGACGAACUUGUUGAUGAAGGUGAUCUGGCUUCCCAACCAACAUUCAGGGAAGUGCCCCUGGGAGCUGGUGAGGUGAUAGAGCAAAAGUCUGUGCCGAAGGAAGCAUUUCCCAGAGGAAGCAGUGGCUUGGUGCCAGCCUCUCCUGCAGGAGGGACAGUGACACCAGGCACAG
This is a messenger RNA of Oenanthe melanoleuca, 1040 nucleotides long. RefSeq lists its product as uncharacterized. The transcript has 10 exons. The record is from RefSeq and is a predicted model, not a curated record. Lineage: Eukaryota; Metazoa; Chordata; Aves; Passeriformes; Muscicapidae. The coding region runs from base 114 to 719 and encodes 201 amino acids.